UGUCAUUUGAAUAGGGAGGGUUUUUCACGGGUGUUUUUAAAAUAAAAUUGUAAUUAAAUUACAAAAUAAUCAUGUAUACUGAUGACAAUUCCGAUAAAGAAAGCGAGUGCGACGAUAGAAGUCCCCAAGAGAGUCCAAAUAUCACGAAGAAAUCGUUGUCGACCGUUGGGUUUAGAAAUAGUUCGGAUAAUCAGAAUUCCCGGCCGCUGGCGCUUCGAGCUACCCAGUCUUUUACGGGUGCUGUGGAAGAGUUAAGAUUAUGUGGUAAUUUUCAGAGGAUAAACCUGUGCAACCGUAUGAACGUUAUGUCAGCCCCCAAAGUCGCCACCGUGUGCCCUUGCGGUUGUCUGCUAAGACCUGCGACCACUGGGCCUUUCAGAACGAGAGAACAGACUACCCUAGCACUUCAUGUUGUUUCCCCAGAGGUACUGAAUCAUCAUGGAUACAGUUUUGACCCAAGUCAAAUAGCUAUGUUUUGGAAAAAAGAUUGCAGAAUGUUCCUAUGGAAAGGAAAAGCUAAAGCGAAAAAUGUGAUCGUCGCCGACCCACGCAAGAAAGCACUUGACAGUAUGAAAUAAUUAUCAUUAGGGUGCCUAAUGAGUGUCCAAAAGCAAAAACAAUACAUUGGUAUUCUAAAUCUUUAUUACUUAUGCAAAUUAAAUAAAAACUCUAUAAAUAUAACAUAAUGUGACUUUCAUUCAGCAUAUCUCCAACUC
Molecule: messenger RNA, 716 nt
Organism: Ostrinia furnacalis (Asian corn borer)
Lineage: Eukaryota; Metazoa; Arthropoda; Insecta; Lepidoptera; Crambidae
Exons: 1
Coding region: 72-578 (168 amino acids)
Source: RefSeq, a predicted model, not a curated record